Messenger RNA from Pomacea canaliculata, 727 nucleotides. RefSeq names its product 28S ribosomal protein S10, mitochondrial-like. The transcript has 7 exons. Gene Ontology annotation, cellular component: mitochondrion; mitochondrial small ribosomal subunit. The record is from RefSeq and is a predicted model, not a curated record. Bases 20 to 604 code for a protein of 194 amino acids. NCBI's taxonomy places the organism in Eukaryota, Metazoa, Mollusca, Gastropoda, Architaenioglossa, Ampullariidae.
GCACUACACUCACAGCAACAUGGCUGCCGCCUUAGCACGAAUUGGAAGACAACUUACAAUAACACAUUUCUUCUGCACACGAUGUGGAGAUGCUUUUAAACAUUCUUCAAGUGUCACAGGUCUACAACAAAGAAAACCCUUGACAAUUCUAUCUCAGCCAGCACAGUUUUUCAGCACAAAAACCCAGGAGUCUCCAAAGGCAUAUGACCAGAGUACAGAAGAGGAUGAGUUAUUUCGACAAGUAACAGUAGAGGUGAAGAGCCAUGACAAAUCUGUGCUGAAAAGCUACUCCCAGUUUGUGUCGAUGGCAGCCUCUGAGCUAGGGGUCAACAUAGCUAGAGUGUUUGAACCCCCCAAGGUUAUUACACGUUACUCAUUGCUGAAAUCUGUGCAUAUUUAUAAGAAGCACUUUGUACAGUAUGAGAUUCGGACUCAUUUUGCAGUUUUUGAGCUGAAGUAUCUGACUGGAUCUACAGCAGAUACUUUCUUAGAGUAUAUACAGAGGAACCUACCAGAGGGAAUGGCUAUGAAGGUCUCCAAGUAUCGUUUAGAAAGGUUGCCUGCUCACCUUUCUUCCCCUCCAAAACCACAGCCAGAGUUGUGAAAAAGGGCUUUAGGAUGACUGUAUGCACUUCAUAACAGGAUAGUCCAUUUGUUCAUUGAUGACGUUUAUUGUCUUGUUCAGUCUGGAUUAUGUUUACAUUAAACAUUGUAUCUUCUGCCUUGA